UCAACCACACAUGGCGAGGAUGGUCUAGACGCUAUAAAGAACCCACUGGUUUUAGGGAUUCUGGCAUUCCUUUGCUUACACCAGCCAAGGCGAAACCAUGAUGAAUCGAGUUCUCAUUUUCAGCGUGUUGAUGGCCGCUCUCUGCGCCUUGGCCAGCGCCGGGUGCCCCGAGGGGUACACCCAACGCGACUGGCCCGACCAGCACGGGAACUGCUACAAACUUUUCAAAAACGCGGCACUGUGGUUCCAUGCCGACCACUUCUGUCGAGCAGACGGGGGCUGGCUGGCCACCAUCAGAGACGAGGGAGACAGUGCGUUUGUCAACAGUUUUUUCAUCUCAAACAGAGGUUACUCGUGUCACGAUUGGUACUGGGUUGGGGGUACUGACGCACUUAAUGAAGGCACUUGGCGAUGGCAGCAAGAUGGUAGCGUGGCCAACUACGUCAACUGGGGCGCCGGCGAACCCAACAACUACGGGCCGGGAGACGAAGAUGGGUUGAUAGUGAACAGCGCCACCAGACAGUGGAACGACGAUAGAAUUUUUGGAACAGGUGCUCCGGCAGUCUGCUUCGUGUGCGAGAUGUACCCGACGGAGAGGCAGUGUAGUAUUGUGUCUUAGAAUUAAAAUGCAUUCACCUUGACAAAGAAGUAAUGAUAAUAAAAAAAAUCAGAGUUCGAAAAUGUAUAAUGAUCAAUAAUAAUUGAUAUUAGUUUUCAGAAUCUAAGCCUAUCAUUAUGAAUACCCUAAUGACAAGGAUUGUAGAGUUCACACAUCUUUCUUAGUUUCCUACAAACUUUAGAACACCAUUUUCACUGUGAAGCGUGUUGGAUAUACUCUCUUUUUGACACCAAGAAACUGGGACAAUGUUUACCUGAAAAACUGCAGAUUCUUUCCGUAAUGCUUACCAUUAAGCCUGUUGGGUUAAAAGCGCUGCCUGGAAUGAAGACAAUGAUUAUACUUUACAGUGUUCACGAAGACCUUUUCCUUUGUGAAAAGGCGAUUACGGCAUUAAUUAAGCGCCAACAUGAGAAAUGACGAAGUGUACCUACCGUGUUUGCUGCCACCAUGUGUCGAGAGGCCACCAGAUUGGUCACAAACCACCAGAUUCAAAUAAUAUCCGUCCCGAUAGCGCCCUUUUCGAGGCCUAAUUAAAGCACCAAACCUCUGUCAGCGAAGGUGUUGUUCUUGUGAUCACUCAACCAAAUCAACUGCUAUUUUGAUUUAU
Patiria miniata (bat star) is the source of this 1226-nucleotide messenger RNA. Its product is annotated as perlucin-like protein. The transcript is spliced from 2 exons. Bases 98 to 619 code for a protein of 173 amino acids. NCBI's taxonomy places the organism in Eukaryota, Metazoa, Echinodermata, Asteroidea, Valvatida, Asterinidae. The record is from RefSeq and is a predicted model, not a curated record.